AUGGACGAGGAUGAGGAGGACGACGAGUAUGGUGUGGACGAGGACGACGAGGAAGGCGUGGACGAGGAUGACGAGGACAACGAGGAAGGCUUGGACGAGGAUGACGAGGACGUCGAGGAAGGCUUGGACGAGGAUGACGAGGACGGCGAGGAAGGCGUGGACGAGGACGGCGACGAGGGAGAUGACGAGGACGAGGAGGAGACCGCUAUCCUGGAGUCCAUCCAAGAUGAGGCGUAUGUGGAGUCCAACCGGCGCUUCCUCUGGGAAGAGCAGGCGAAGACCGAUGUGCUCUUCGAUGAGCUGGAUGCGGAGCAGGAGGCGGAGGUCAACGACGUCGAUGUCAGAAUGGAGAUAGUGGACAUCUCCGACGACGGGGAGUAG
Molecule: messenger RNA, 381 nt
Organism: Aegilops tauschii subsp. strangulata
Lineage: Eukaryota; Viridiplantae; Streptophyta; Magnoliopsida; Poales; Poaceae
Source: RefSeq, a predicted model, not a curated record